Dioscorea cayenensis subsp. rotundata (Guinea yam) is the source of this 2973-nucleotide messenger RNA. Its product is annotated as pyrophosphate-energized membrane proton pump 2. The record is from RefSeq and is a predicted model, not a curated record. Gene Ontology annotation, cellular component: membrane. Lineage: Eukaryota; Viridiplantae; Streptophyta; Magnoliopsida; Dioscoreales; Dioscoreaceae. The transcript has 15 exons. Gene Ontology annotation, biological process: proton transmembrane transport. The coding region runs from base 432 to 2834 and encodes 800 amino acids. Gene Ontology annotation, molecular function: diphosphate hydrolysis-driven proton transmembrane transporter activity; inorganic diphosphate phosphatase activity.
AUUUCCAGAUUGAUUCCAUUCUUCGCCGAUUCUCUCUCUCUCUCUCUCUCUUCGCUGCGUGAAGACUCGGGAGGGAGUUUGGUUUGGACUCUCGCUGGAUCUGCGAAUUCCGGCUCUCCGGUGAUCCCAUUUGGCAUCUCCGGUGACCGAUCAUCGGAUUUUGGAGGCCUUCAUCCGUGGCAGAGGCUGGUGGUUGGUACCUGCUCGAGAUCUCAAGCUCGUGACUCCAUUUGGAUAAUUUCUUGUGAUAUUAAAGCAAAAGGAGCUCUUUUUGGGACGAAGAUUGUUUUACAGCGGAAGCUGGCAAUUCUUGUCAAUUGAGAUUAACCAAAAUUCAGCGACCAAACUCAGGGGGCGAGCUGCCCCAAGGGGCAGACUUCGUUCCUUUUCCUGUCGCUCGGAGGGUGAAUUCUUCAUCACACGCUGUUGCAAUGGAUGAUGACAUGGAAAAUGGUAGUUUGAGUCCAUAUCCAGAUAGGCCUAGAAGAUUUCCUAGCAUGCGGAGCAAAUCACAUACCCCCUUGGUUUUCAGGAUUUUUAUGGGAAUAAAUGUGCGCGUCUUAUUCUUCUUAUUACUUUUGGGGGUUGGAGCCAUAUUUUACGUGGGAAUUAGAACUUCACCAAUUAUUGUUUUUGUGUUAUCUGUUUGCACCAUCAGCCUCUUCUUUGCUGUCUAUCUUACAAAGUGGGUUCUAGCCAAGGAUGAGGGACCUCCUGAAAUGGCUGAGAUUUCAGAUGCCAUUCGGGAUGGAGCAGAAGGUUUCUUCAGGACACAAUAUGGAACUAUAUCAAAGAUGGCAAUGUUUCUUUCUCUUGUGAUUUUCAGUAUAUAUUUUUUCCGCAGUACAACUCCCCAACAGGAAGCAUCUGGCUUGGGAAGGUCAGCAUGUGCAUAUGUUACGGUUGCAGCAUUUCUCCUUGGUGCAUUAUGUUCUGGGAUUGCAGGAUAUGUGGGGAUGUGGGUGUCAGUCCGUGCAAAUGUCCGCGUCUCUAGUGCUGCUAGGCGUUCUGCAAGGGAAGCACUGCAGGUUGCUGUUCGUGCUGGUGGUUUUUCGGCAAUUGUUGUUGUUGGCAUGGCUGUAGUUGGUGUUGCUAUCCUUUAUGCUACAUUCUAUGUUUGGUUGGGUGUGGGUUCCCCCAACGCAAUGAAAGUCACUGACUUGCCUCUUCUACUUGUUGGCUAUGGUUUUGGUGCUUCUUUUGUUGCCCUAUUUGCUCAGCUGGGUGGUGGCAUUUAUACAAAAGCAGCAGAUGUUGGUGCUGAUCUUGUUGGAAAGGUGGAACAAGGGAUACCUGAAGAUGAUCCUCGCAAUCCUGCUGUGAUCGCAGACUUGGUUGGUGAUAAUGUCGGGGAUUGUGCUGCUCGUGGUGCUGACCUUUUUGAGAGUAUUGCGGCUGAGAUUAUCAGUGCUAUGAUACUUGGUGGAACAAUGGCCCAGCGCUGCAAAAUCGAAGAUCCAACAGGGUUUAUUCUAUUCCCCCUCGUUGUCCAUUCAUUUGAUUUGGUUGUGUCAUCAAUCGGAAUUAUAUCAAUCAGGGGCACACGUGAAUCUGGAGUAAAGAUUGGCAUAGAAGAUCCAAUGGCAAUUCUCCAGAAAGGCUACUCAGUCACCAUAUUUUUUGCUGUUCUGGCUUUCGGUUUGUCUACACGGUGGCUUCUUUAUACUGAACAAGCACCCUCUGCAUGGCUGAACUUUGCUUUGUGUGGUUUGGUCGGAAUCAUAACAGCAUACGCCUUCGUUUGGAUCACAAAGUAUUACACAGAUUACAAACAUGAGCCAGUUCGUCUUUUGGCUAUGUCAAGUUCUACUGGUCAUGGAACUAAUAUAAUUGCAGGCAUAAGUUUGGGUUUGGAAUCAACAGCUCUUCCUGUUCUCGUAAUAAGCAUCGCUAUUAUUUCUGCUUUCUGGCUUGGACACACUUCGGGCCUGUUAGAUGAAUCUGGGAAUCCAACUGGUGGUCUGUUUGGGACAGCUGUAGCAACAAUGGGGAUGCUUAGUACAGCAGCUUAUGUUCUCACCAUGGAUAUGUUUGGCCCAAUAGCUGACAAUGCAGGUGGAAUUGUGGAGAUGAGUCAGCAGCCUGAAAGUGUUCGAGAGAUCACUGAUGUUCUUGAUGCUGUUGGAAACACCACUAAAGCUACUACAAAAGGAUUUGCUAUUGGAUCUGCUGCACUCGCCUCCUUUCUUCUUUUUAGUGCAUAUAUGGAUGAAGUGGCCUCAUUUGCUCAGAUUCCUUUUAAACAAGUUGACAUUGCGAUUCCAGAAGUCUUUGUCGGUGGACUAUUGGGUUCUAUGCUUAUAUUCCUCUUUAGCGCCUGGGCAUGUGCAGCUGUCGGAAGAACUGCUCAGGAGGUUGUCAAUGAAGUUAGAAGACAAUUUAUUGAGAGGCCCGGGAUAAUGGAGUACAAAGAAAAACCCGAUUAUGGCCGUUGUGUUGCGAUAGUGGCAUCUGCAUCUUUGCAAGAAAUGAUAAAACCUGGUGCUCUGGCCAUCGUCUCACCUAUUUUAAUCGGGUUCCUUUUUCGUGUAUUAGGCAAUGUAACAGAUCAGCCACUUCUUGGAGCCAAAGUUGUGGCUUCCAUGCUUAUGUUUGCAACUGUGGCUGGCAUCCUUAUGGCUCUUUUUCUGAAUACUGCUGGCGGUGCAUGGGAUAAUGCAAAGAAGUUCAUUGAAACCGGUGCACUUGGUGGUAAAGGCAGUGAGCCUCACAAGGCAGCUGUCACUGGUGACACAGUUGGAGACCCUUUCAAAGACACAGCAGGCCCUUCACUUCAUGUUCUCAUUAAGAUGCUUGCUACCAUUACAUUGGUCAUGGCACCUGUCUUUUUGUGAGUGAUUUCCUGCUUUCUUUACUUAAGGAAAUAUACAACACCUUGGUACUUGUUAUUCCCCUGAGAGAGAUUUUAACUUUUAACAGCCUUAUGUGAAUUUUGAUAGAAGAAAAAUAAAAGAUUUACCAGGUUUCUUGUCA